This is a messenger RNA of Sarcophilus harrisii (Tasmanian devil), 2215 nucleotides long. It is a transcript of the gene N4BP2L1, whose product is annotated as NEDD4 binding protein 2 like 1. The transcript is spliced from 5 exons. The record is from RefSeq and is a predicted model, not a curated record. Lineage: Eukaryota; Metazoa; Chordata; Mammalia; Dasyuromorphia; Dasyuridae. Bases 126 to 839 code for a protein of 237 amino acids.
CGUCACAUGGCCGAGAAGCCACAACAACAACAGCAGCAGCAGCAGCAGCAGCAGCAGCCUCGGCGGCCCCCGCAGAAAGCGCGGCUCAGGUACCGGGGGCCUCGUGGGCCCCGUCCGCCCUCCCCAUGGAGGAGAGUUUGCUUCACUCCUUUAGCAGCUUGAGCUUGCAGCCGCCGGCGCCCCCGCAGCCUGCGCCCCCGCGCCGCAGACCCCCGCGCCGGGGCAGCUUCAGGAAGCACCUCUACCUCCUGCGCGGCCUCCCGGGCUCGGGGAAGAGCACGCUGGCCAGACAGCUGAAGCAUGACUUUCCCAGGGCCUUGAUCUUCAGUACCGAUGACUUUUUCUUCAAGGAAGAUGGUACUUAUGAAUUCAACCCAGAUGUCCUAGAGGAAGCUCAUGACUGGAACCAGAAAAGAGCAAGGAAAGCAAUGAGGAAUGGCAUAUCCCCAAUUAUAAUUGAUAAUACCAACCUUCACGCCUGGGAGAUGAAGCCCUAUGCAGUCAUGGCACUUGAAAAUAACUAUGAAGUUAUAUUCCGAGAACCUGAGACUUGUUGGAAAUUCAAUGUUCAAGAGUUAGCAAGAAGAAACACACACGGAGUCCCAAGAGAAAAAAUCCACCGAAUGAAAGAACAGUAUGAACAUGAUGUGACCUUUCACAGUGUGCUUCAUUCCGAAAAACCAAGCCGAUUGAACAGAAGCCAAGACAGGCACAUGGCGCCUUUCAACAAUGCAGGAUAUUGGAACACCUACUCAGGGUUUCCAAACCGGAGAGUUCCCAGGGGCUUCCCAAGUGACAGCUACUUUAACAGAAGGGGGGGUUACCAUAAUGGAUAUUAAGAGUUCUAUAUUUUAUCUUUUUGACUGUUUUAAAUUUUCCUAAAUCAGUUUUUACUUCAAAUUUUUGUAUUUUAUUAUCUGUUCAGUUUGUCAGAAUUCUAAUGUAAUUCCGAGGUAAAUAAUGGAACUGGGGAAGUCUUUGUGCCUAAGUCAUUAUUAUCAUCAAAAGGAAUGUAUUAAGUGACCACAUGUGCUGAGGGCCUGUGUACAGCUGACUAAACAGGUACAGUCCCUUCCUCUGAGAAUGAAAUUGCAGGUGAAAAUAGAUAAUAAAUAUGUGCUCAGGUGUAGAGGACACGUGUGGCCAUGUGAUUAUAUCAAACUGUACCAGUUCAUAAUGUGUUUCUAUGAUAGAUAUUUGAACAUUAGUGCAACUGGUUUGUUUCUCUGUAAUAGAUAUGGAUUUAUUUUUUUCACUUGAUAUAUUUGACUUUAGGACACUUAUGCAUGUCUUGUGUUGUGCUAUGGGGAGUGUCCAUCUCAUUUUAGAUUGUCCCAUUGCAUAUGUUGUUUUGGUUAAGAUAUAUGUGCUAGGGAAUGUAUGAGUUGUGACCAAAAGGGGGGUAUUUUUCUUUUAAAACAAAUGUAGCAGAAUUUAUAUAUCCAAACAAGGGAAUAUAUAUAUUCCCUUGAAAAUAGUCACUUUAAGAAAGAUUAAAUCCAAGAUUGCUAUCAUUCCAAAAUAUUUGGAAAGGAAACUAAUUCAAUUAAAUAAUGAAAUCACAGCCAUAACUCCUUUUUGAUCCCCCCCCCCCCCUCAAUACAUUGGUUUCCAAGAGCUUUAGACCACAUUAGACUAGGUAAAAGCUAACUUUACUUUUAAAGUAUCUUUAGGUUUGUAUAGAAACAUUGUUUCGAGUUUACCAGAAACAGAUCAAAUUUUGGGCAACUCAGUUAACUAAACAUCAACGAUAAACUAAGUGGCUAAAAAAAAAACAUAAUAUCAAGACCAGUAGCAUCAUUAAUAUGGUAGCAAUGGGACCAUGCACAAUAUCCAAGAAGAGGGUAUCUUGGGAAUGUCCCUUUCUCGAGUUAAACCAUAAGAAAGCAUCUGUUAACAAGUACUGUUUCCUUAGUGCAAAUUAAUUAGAAUUUUUUUCCCUUGUUACCUUUUCACUUUAGAUAGUGAUAAACCAUCAUCACAUAGCUUUCCAUUUGCUCUUGGCUAAUGUAGGAUUGUUCUCUAUAGGCUAUAUUUUCUAGUGUUUUGUAACCUCUAAUUUUUAAAGUGUUUUGAACAAUGGUGCUUUAAGUGGUUCUUUACUGUAUGUUGUAUUUAUAUGAAUUUAACAAAGCAAAUAUUGAAUGUAAACUAUGUUUUCUGGAUAUGACAUUCUAUUUUCUUACAUUGUAUCAAUAUACAUCUAAUACACUAA